Messenger RNA from Thermothielavioides terrestris NRRL 8126, 1945 nucleotides. RefSeq lists its product as uncharacterized. The record is from RefSeq and is a predicted model, not a curated record. The coding region runs from base 95 to 1738 and encodes 547 amino acids. The transcript is spliced from 5 exons. NCBI's taxonomy places the organism in Eukaryota, Fungi, Ascomycota, Sordariomycetes, Sordariales, Chaetomiaceae.
GCCCCACUGCGUCACGAGUGCAGGUGCAGGUGCAGCACGCCCGCAAGUGGCCGACGUAUCUGCGUGCAAACCUACAGGUGCCACAGCAUCAAAGAUGGGCCUGUUUUCGAAGAAGGACAAAGCGCCCAGGGCGCCCAGCAACCCGCCACCACCACCGCUCUCGAGCUCGCAGUCCGGAUCGUCGCUCAACUCGGGCUCCUCGAGCAUCAUCGCGCCCGUCAACACAAGCGCCCGCGUCAUGAACCGCACGUCGGCCGGCACCACGAGCACUGGCGGCGGGCCCGGGACCCCGCUCACCCCGUUUUCGCCCGGUCCGAUUCCCAACAUCGCGAUGCCUCGGCCCCCGGAUCCGCAGCUCGACCCCGCCGGCUACCUGCGCAGCUUGGGUGCCGUGCGGGAACGGUGCAGGAUCGUGACGGAGAAGGCGCGCAGAAACGAGCUGCACCACUUCGACGUGGACAUGCGCAAGUUCCCGGACGUCGUUUCGUUUGUUGCUAACAUUAUCAAGCGCGACUACGAUGCGCCGUUCACGAGCAUCCCGCCACACGGCCGGUACCAGCAUUUCGGGGUCGGUGGACGGGACAGGAUCGCGCAUCUUCUGGCGACAUGGCCGGAGGAAAUCGACAACACGGAAAAGUGCAAGCGCUUGAUCGAUCUGUUCCUGGUCAGCGUGCUGCUGGAUGCCGGGGCUGGGACCCAAUGGAGCUACAGGAGCGCCGAGAACGGGCGGGUCUACAGGCGGUCUGAGGGCAUCGCCGUCGCGAGCCUGGACAUGUUCAAGGCGGGCCUGUUCUCGGGCAGCAAAAGCAACAAGUACCAGGUGGACAAGGAAGGCCUGCGGAGGUUGACGGUGGAAGCCCUCGCCCAGGGGCUGCAGUCCCGGCCCGGGAACGAGAUGGCUGGCCUCGAGGGCCGAGCCCAACUGCUCAUUCGGCUUGCCGAUGCGCUGGAGCAAAGCAGGGAGUUCUUUGGCGAAGACGGUCGGCCAGGCAACAUGCUCGACCACAUCCUCUCCCACCCAGCAACGCAGGCCUCCAGCGUCAUCAUCGUACCGAUGCCCGUCCUCUGGAACGUGCUCAUGAACGGCCUCGCCCCCAUCUGGCCGCCAUCGCGGACCGCGAUCAACGGCGUCUCGCUCGGCGACGCCUGGCCCUGCUCCUCCAUGCCGCAGCCCGCCCAGUCGCCCGCCAGCCCGACCUUCUCGCCCUUCCCCAACGCGACGGGCCAGUCCAACGGCGUGGCACCGUGGGAGAGCAUCCUGCCGUUCCACAAGCUCACCCAGUGGCUGACGUACUCGCUCAUGCAGCCCAUGCAGAGCAUCCUCAAGGUCCAGUUCGCCGGGCAGGAGCUGCUCACCGGCCUGCCCGAGUACCGCAACGGCGGCCUGUUCGUCGACCUCGGCGUGCUGACGCUCAAGCCCGCCGACCUCGAGCGCGGCCUGCGCCACUACGCCGAGUACUGCGCCCGCACCGGCUCCGGCGGCGUCGAGGUCGCCCCCAUGUUCGAGCCCGGCGACGACGUCAUCGUCGAGUGGCGCGGCGUCACCGUCGGCUUCCUCGAUAUGCUCACCGUCGAGGUGAACAAGGCGCUGCGGAGCGAGCUGGCGGGGCAUGAGCUGAGCCUGGCGCAGGUUUUGGAGGCGGGGAGUUGGAAGGGAGGCAGAGAAAUUGCCGAGGUCUCCCGGCCAAAUACCAAGGAACCGCCGAUUCUGAUCGAGAGCGACGGGACGGUGUUCUAGAUGGAUGGGGAUGGCAUUCACUUGAGGGGGCGGCUCAGUUGCUUUUUGUCAAGGAAGGCAUACAGGGGAAUGGCUGGUGGGGAGUCGGAAGGAUGAGUGGCUCUGCUGUGCUUACGGUGGUUCAAUCGUGUAUCGUACUGGUCUGUGUUCAUCAAUGGGCCUUGUUCAUUACCUUCCAUCGGAAUCAUCACAUGCAAUUUUCUCGUC